Messenger RNA from Ascochyta rabiei, 1614 nucleotides. RefSeq lists its product as uncharacterized. The transcript is spliced from 3 exons. Gene Ontology annotation, biological process: carbohydrate transport; transmembrane transport. Lineage: Eukaryota; Fungi; Ascomycota; Dothideomycetes; Pleosporales; Didymellaceae. Gene Ontology annotation, molecular function: carbohydrate:proton symporter activity. Gene Ontology annotation, cellular component: membrane. Bases 1 to 1614 code for a protein of 537 amino acids. The record is from RefSeq and is a predicted model, not a curated record.
AUGGCGGACAACAAAGAGAACAUGGGUGCCGUUACCCACCAACUAAGCGCCGUGGACGACGACUUGCGCAAAGAUGGUGACGUUCAGGAGAAAACCGUGGCAUCAGUAGCUCUAGCUGCUGCCAUGGAGGCCUCAAAACCUAAGCUAUGGUCGAAAAGCAUGAUUCAAUUGUAUAUGAUCAUGGGUAUUGGAUACCUGGUCUCGACAAUGAACGGAUUCGACUCAUCCCUCAUGGGAGCCAUCAACGCCAUGAAGCCCUAUCAGAGCACGUUUGGUUUGUCUGGCGAGGGAUCUAGCACUGGCAUCAUCUUCAUCAUCUACAACUUGGGACAGAUUGCAGCUUUCCCCUUCUGCGGCUUCCUCGCUGAUGGAUACGGUCGACGCAUUUGCAUCUUUGUUGGCUGCGCGCUUGUCCUUGUCGGCACUGCUGUUCAGGCCUCUGCAAACAGCAUGGAACAGUUUAUCGGCGGCCGUUUCCUACUUGGAUUCGGUGCAUCGAUCGCAUCUGCUGCGGGACCUGCCUACACUGUCGAGCUGGCCCACCCUGCGUACCGAGGAACCAUGGCUGGUAUGUACAACAACUUCUGGUGGCUCGGCAACAUCCUCGCGGGCUGGACGACCUACGGAACCAACAAGAACUUCGCCAACUCAUGGGCAUGGAGACUCCCUACUGUCGUUCAGUGCUUCAUUCCGGGCCUUGUCAUGUGUUGCAUCAUGUUCUUCCCGGAAACACCUCGUUGGUUGCUUGCCAAGGACCGACGCGAAGACGCAAUUGCGAUUAUGGCCAAGUACCACGGUGAUGGUGACGCCAAUCAUCCUCUUGUCCAACUUCAAUUACAUGAAAUCACCCAAGACUUCUCAGUCACACGCAAUGACAACCCAUGGUGGGACUUCCGCGAGCUGUACAACACAAAGGCAGCCCGCUACCGCAUGAUGAUGGUCAUUGCAAUGGCCUUCUUUGGUCAAUGGUCUGGUAACAACGUGGUAUCCUACUUCAUGCCUGCCAUGGUCAAGAACGCAGGUAUCACCGACCCCGACAAACAGCUCCUUAUCAACGCAAUCAACCCAAUCUUCAGCAUGCUUGGUGCCAUCUACGGAGCUACCCUCCUCGACAAACUUGGUCGUCGCAAAAUGCUGCUCGGUGGUCUGGGUGGUGGCCUUUUCUUCUACGUCUUGUUGACUGCUUUCACUGCCACCGCAAAGCCUAGUAACGAUCUUGCUUACGGCGUAAUUGUCUCGAUCUACUGCUUCGGCAUCAUCUUUGCAUGGGGUUGGACACCGCUCCAGACCUUGUACGCCGUGGAGGUUUUGGAAAACAGGACCAGGGCGAAGGGCAGUGGAGCCAACUUUCUCUUCCUGAACAUUGCCAUGGUCGUCAACACAUACGGUAUCUCGGUUGGAAUGGAGAAGAUUGGGUGGAAGUUGUACCUUGUGUACAUUGGCUGGAUCUGCGUUGAGAUUGCUUUCAUCUACCUGUUCUUCGUUGAAACAGCAGGCAAGACGCUCGAAGAGCUGAAGGGCAUCUUCGAGGCGCCCAACCCGCGUAAAGCGUCACUCAAGCGCGCCAAGGUCGAAGUCGCUGGUGGCCAGAUCCACAACGUUACCGACGCAUGA